AUGGCUCCCAAGGUCGCAAUUUCAAUACCAUACAUGGUGGAAGUAAAGCCUUUGUGGGAUUACUUGGAUAAACGUUUCUGUGUAUCAACCGGACCUCGUCUACAACAACUACGGGCCAAGAUCAUAGGCUGCAAACAAGCGAAGGGAAUGACGAUCGCAGACUACUACAAUACGCUAAUGAGCUUUUACGAUGAUCUUGCACAACUCAAGCCCCCUCAUGGAUGUAAGUGUGGGUUAUGCACGUGUGAUGUUGCUGGGAGGUACGAAGUGGACAAAGCAGAGGAAAAGUUCCAUCAAUUCCUAAUCGGUCUAGAUGACGAUUUGUAUGCUGUCGUGCGUACGAACCUCUUGUCUCAAAAACCGCCAGCCUCAAUUGAAGAUGCUCUGGAAGUGUUGUUACAGGAGGAACAAUCUCGUGGCAUAGCAGCAGGGAAGGCUGCUAAGGAUACCAUUGAGGCCCAUGCCUUUGCGGUUCCCCUUGAUCGAUGGAAGGGCAACAAUGAUCGCUGGAAAGACAAAUAA
This is a messenger RNA of Spinacia oleracea (spinach), 522 nucleotides long. RefSeq lists its product as uncharacterized. The record is from RefSeq and is a predicted model, not a curated record. The transcript has a single exon. NCBI's taxonomy places the organism in Eukaryota, Viridiplantae, Streptophyta, Magnoliopsida, Caryophyllales, Amaranthaceae. The coding region runs from base 1 to 522 and encodes 173 amino acids.